GCGCAACCUCCAGCGCGGCGCCGCGACCCCCGCGACCCCGCCAGAGGCGCGGAUUUCGACCGAGUCUACAGCGGGGUGGUGAGCCUCAGCACCGAGAGCAUCUACUCCUUCAACUACACCAGCCAGCCGGGCCAGGUGAACGCCGUGCGGGUGUAUGUGAACAGCUCCUCAGAAAACCUCGACUACCCGGUCCUCGUCGUGGUUCGCCAGCAGAAAGGGGUAUUGUCCUGGCAGGUUCCUCUGCUCUUCCAAGGACUAUACCAGAAGAGCUACAACUACCAGGAAGUAAGCCGCACCUUAUGCCCCUCAGAAGCAACCAAUGAAACAGGACCACUGGAGCAACUGAUAUUUGUAGAUGUAGCAUCCAUGGCACCUCUGGGUGCCCAGUACAAACUGCUGGUUACCAAGAUCAAGCACUUCCAGCUGCAGACAAAUGUUGACUUUCACUUCACUGCCAGCCCCUCUCAACCUCAGUAUUUUCUAUACAAAUUUCCUGAAGAUGUGGACUCAGUUAUCAUUAAAGUUGUAUCUGAAAUGGCUUAUCCAUGUGCUGUUGUCUCAAUCCAGAAUAUCAAUUGCCCAGUAUAUGAUCUCGACCACAAUGUGGAAUUUGAUGGUGUCUAUCAGUCCAUGACCAAGAAAGCUGCCAUCACACUACAGAAGAAGGAUUUUCCAGAUGAGCAGUUCUUCGUGGUGUUUGUGAUAAAGCCUGAAGAUUAUGCUUGUGGAGGAUCUUUCUUCACUCAGGAAAAGAAGAACCAGACCUGGAAUCUACAACGAACAAAGAACCUUAAAGUGACCAUCGUCCCUUCCAUUAAAGAAUCUGUUUUUGUGAAAUCCAUUCUUCUCAGCUUCCUCAUCUUUUUCUCCUUCUAUUUGGGAUGCCUGCUUAUUGCAUUUGUUCAUUAUAUCAGGUUUCAGAGAAAAUCCAUCAAUGGAGGCUUUGGUUCCAAUGAUGGAUCUGGAAAUAUGGCGGUAUCACAUCCCAUUGCUGCCAGCACACCUGAAGGGAGCAAUUAUGGGGCAAUAGAUGAGUCAAACUCCAGUCCUGGCAGGCAGAUGUCCUCCUCUGAUGGUGGGAAGCCAUGCCAGUCUGACACAGACAGCUCUGUGGAGGAAAGUGACUUUGAUACCAUGCCAGACAUUGAGAGUGAUAAGAAUAUCAUCCGGACCAAGAUGUUCCUUUAUCUGUCAGAUCUGUCCAGGAAGGACCGGAGAAUUGUCAGCAAAAAAUAUAAGAUUUAUUUUUGGAACAUUAUCACUAUCGCUGUGUUUUAUGCACUACCUGUGAUCCAGCUGGUCAUCACCUACCAAACAGUGGUAAAUGUCACUGGCAACCAAGACAUCUGCUACUACAACUUCCUCUGUGCUCACCCCUUGGGUGUCCUGAGUGCAUUCAACAACAUUCUCAGUAACCUCGGCCAUGUGCUCCUGGGCUUCCUCUUCCUUCUGGUAGUCUUGCGCCGGGACAUUCUCCAUCGAAGAGCCCUGGAAGCCAAGGACAUCUUUGCCAUGGAGUAUGGGAUUCCCAAACACUUUGGUCUCUUCUAUGCUAUGGGCAUUGCAUUGAUGAUGGAAGGAGUACUCAGUGCCUGUUACCAUGUCUGCCCUAAUUACUCCAACUUCCAAUUCGACACCUCCUUCAUGUACAUGAUUGCCGGCCUCUGCAUGCUGAAGCUGUAUCAGACCCGCCACCCGGACAUCAACGCCAGCGCCUACGCUGCCUAUGCCUCCUUUGCCUUAGUCAUCACCCUCACCGUCCUCGGAGUGGUGUUUGGAAAAAAUGAUGUGUGGUUCUGGGUCAUCUUCUCUGCGAUCCAUAUUCUGGCCUCUCUGGCCCUCAGCACCCAGAUCUACUACAUGGGUCGUUUCAAGAUAGAUGUGUCUGACACAGAUUUGGGGAUUUUCCGGCGGGCUGCUAUGGUGGUCUACACGGACUGCAUCCAGCAGUGCAGCCGGCCUCUGUACAUGGACAGAAUGGUAUUGCUCAUUGUGGGGAAUCUGGUUAACUGGUCCUUUGCCCUCUUUGGACUCAUCUACCGACCCAGGGACUUUGCUUCCUACAUGCUGGGCAUCUUCAUCUGCAACCUGCUGCUCUACUUGGCCUUUUACAUCAUCAUGAAGCUCCGCAGCUCCGAGAAGGUCCUCCCCAUCCCGUUCUUCUGCAUCAUUGCCACGGCUGUGGUGUGGGCCGCCGCCCUGUAUUUUUUCUUCCAGAAUCUCAGCAGCUGGGAGGGAACCCCAGCCAAAUCCCGGGAGAAGAACCGUGAGUGUAUCCUGCUGGAUUUCUUUGAUGACCACGACAUCUGGCACUUCCUGUCUGCCACUGCCCUUUUUUUCUCAUUCUUGGUUUUGUUAACCCUAGAUGAUGACCUGGAUGUGGUUCGGAGAGACCAGAUCCCUGUCUUCUGAGCCUCCAGCGUUAAAGAGGGGAAAGGGAGAGAUCGAUCUUGGUGCUGUUUCAUGAAAAAUACAGGGACUGCCACAAAGUAACCACUGCCAAAUGCUCCACUCACCCUCCUUGGAGUCAACUCUGCAUACAUUCACACAGGGAGGAGAAGAGCAGAGGGAGAUUCAAACCUGCAAGAAGGGAGGCAGAAAGGAAGCCAGGGCCGUGGACAGAGGCAAGCCCUGAAGAGUCGAGAAACAUCCAUCCCCUUAUGUUGCAACUCUGAGCUAGACAAGGACAAAUGCUGCAUCAAAGUCAACUCGUUAUCUUGGGAUCCCUCCCACCUUCACCUGGGAUUGCCAGCAAAAGCAGAACGAUGCUUCACUCUUCCCUCCAGCUGCCUCCAUGCCCAGAAAGGCCAACAGCUCAAAUUUCCCACCCAGAAACUAGGUGGUCCCCCUUUGCACCUCAGCAACAUCUGCUGCUCUAUACAUCCCAAAGCACCAGCUCAUUUCUCCAGGAUCCAGGGACGAUGUGGUUGCUCAGUCUGGUAGAGAAGUGCACCCCACUGGGAUAGAUGUUUUAGCAGCACCAGCCAGUCAUCUCCUCAGAAGGAAUGCUGUAUGUUUCCCCUGGGUUCCUGACCCUCUUAGAAAGAAUCCAGAUUGGGCCUUGUCACACACACAUCCUCCUAAUAGGUAACUGUCUUUGGAACCAAGGCUUGGGUGCCUACCUACUUCUUGGUAUCUUCAUCUCACUGCUGUGUGUUGACCCCGUAACUCAGGCUUUACAUUCUUGAGAAGGCCCUGUUCGUCCACAGACCAGGUCCAAGGUGGAAAGGAAAAUGGGAAAACUUUUCCAGCAGCAGUUGCAGCAAGAGAAAUGGCUGACAUCACUAAGACACUGGUGACAUCAGAAUCAAGCAAACAGGCCUCACUAUAAGGACUUGGACUCCUGGAACAAAUUCAACAAAAAUGCUUCCUCAUGCCUCCAAUUCAAACAGCUCAAUUCCGUGCCCACAUAACCUUUGGAGAAGAAAUAUGUGUUUAAACAGGGGCACUGCGUGAAGGGUCCUCCACCACUAACCCAGCUCCUUAUCCAUCACUUGAUGCACUUCAGGGCCUCAAGAAUUUCUCCUUGAAGUUCUCUAGAAGUAACUCUCAUGGUGAUCAUAUUUUACUCUAAAUCUAGUUGCAAAGAGCACAGGCAAUUUAGGGUCAUCUUGGUUGCCCCUUAACCUCAUUCUCUCUCCAGGAACACCAGUGGGCAUUGAAAGUUCAGCAUCCCACCUUCCUUCUCACAUAGUCUGGCAGCUCUGCCCCUGAGAGUCCUAUUUUGACCAGGUGCCCUUACUACCUGGAGUAUGAUGUAAUCAGAAAAUAUGCAUACACAGGUACACACGUAGACACAUUUGCCUGUGACACUGAACUCAUGUUUCACCUCUGCUCUCCUGAUCAUUCUUUAAGGAAAGGGAUCAGCCAUUCUUUCUGUUUAAAACUAUUAUCCUUUGUCUAAAAUAUGUGCAUAAUGUUCAAAAACACAUUUUGGAAGUUUGAAUAGCAAACUUUCCCUGAUUUUAAAAACACAAAGAUGCUUUUAAUGAAAUAUUUUGUGAUUUUUUUUUUUCUAAAAUGCCCCCAAAUUUGUAAUUGGUCUUCUGUUACCUUUUAUUCUUUAAAAAUUGCUUGCAUUCAUAGGUCUCAUGAAGACCACCUAGUAAAUGGUUUUGUUAGUCUAACAUCUAAAACAAAUUUCAAAUCCGUUUAACUAUGGCUGAUUUGACCUAGUUCUUUUAUUUUAAUGCACUAGUGGUUUCAAAAAAAAAAAGAAAAAAAUCCACUAAGGAAUGUGAACAAAGCUCGUUAAAGCAGCCCUGUGACCUAAAGUGAAUAAAUCGUGUGACACAUUACCUCUUCGGUAGCUUGUUUGGGAAAUAUGUCCAUGGAAAUUGGGAGGGGCCUGUAGAAUAAAGGGACUGUGCUGCUGUAUUCUUGAUCUUUUUCUGAUGUCUGUCUUGUGCUCAUACAUUGUGGUCAGUUUUGUUCUCUGCAGCAGGACUAAAAACCUAGACCAAGCCUGCUCUUAUAAAUAUCAAUUUUAAAA
Messenger RNA from Pteropus alecto (black flying fox), 4492 nucleotides. It is a transcript of the gene SIDT1, whose product is annotated as SID1 transmembrane family member 1. The coding region runs from base 367 to 2412 and encodes 681 amino acids. Lineage: Eukaryota; Metazoa; Chordata; Mammalia; Chiroptera; Pteropodidae. Gene Ontology annotation, cellular component: membrane. The record is from RefSeq and is a predicted model, not a curated record. The transcript is spliced from 26 exons.